AACACAUAAACCCAACCUCUUGAAACAAACGAAUUCACAAUGGCCGCCACGAAAAGCCUCUCCAUCUUCCUCCUCAUCGCCGUAACCUGCGUCGCCGGCGGGCAGGCGGCGAACUUCAACAUCACAAACAGAUGCAACUACACGGUGUGGGCAGCCGCCUUGCCCGGCGGCGGCGUAAGGCUGAACCCUAACGAAUCAUGGAGCCUCAGCGUGGCGAACGGCACGACGGGAGGACGCAUUUGGGGCCGAACAAACUGCACCUUCAACAGCACGGGACACGGCAAGUGUCUAACCGGUGACUGCGACGGUGUGCUCGUGUGCAACAAAACGGGUACACCCCCGAACACGCUGGUGGAAUUCGCGUUGAACCAGUACAACAACCUCGACUUCUACGACAUCUCCCUCGUGGACGGUUUCAACAUUCCCGUGCAGCUGAGCCCCACCUAUAACUGUAGCUCCGUCAAAUGCGCCGCCGACAUCCUGGGAGAGUGUCCGACUCAGCUGCAGGUUCCCGGCGGUUGCAACAACCCGUGCACGGUUUUCAAUACGACUCAGUAUUGUUGUACCUCCGGUGUUGCUGGAUGCGGUCCCACUGAUUAUUCAAGGUUUUUCAAGGAAAAGUGCCCAGAUGCCUACAGUUACCCUAUGGAUGAUGCAACCAGCACUUUCACGUGCAUGGGAGGAUCCGAUUAUAGGGUUGUAUUUUGCCCUUAAUUCUUCUCAUUUAUGUCUCUCUACUCACUUUUAUUUUAUUCUUAAUUUCCUCAUUCCUAUUUGUGUUGUUAUUGUAUACUUUUAUAUAUGUAUCACCAAAUAAAGAUCCAGUUCAUGGGCGCGUAUGUGCUCUCUUUCUCCUAAAAUAAAUAAUAACAUUACAUAACUAAUUGCCCCGACUGUAAACAAGGGGUUCU
Messenger RNA from Cajanus cajan (pigeon pea), 911 nucleotides. Its product is annotated as protein P21. The record is from RefSeq and is a predicted model, not a curated record. NCBI's taxonomy places the organism in Eukaryota, Viridiplantae, Streptophyta, Magnoliopsida, Fabales, Fabaceae.